Schizosaccharomyces osmophilus is the source of this 1716-nucleotide messenger RNA. It is a transcript of the gene rrn5, whose product is annotated as RNA polymerase I upstream activation factor complex subunit Rrn5. NCBI's taxonomy places the organism in Eukaryota, Fungi, Ascomycota, Schizosaccharomycetes, Schizosaccharomycetales, Schizosaccharomycetaceae. The record is from RefSeq and is a predicted model, not a curated record. The transcript has a single exon. Gene Ontology annotation, cellular component: RNA polymerase I upstream activating factor complex. Gene Ontology annotation, biological process: transcription initiation at RNA polymerase I promoter; nucleolar large rRNA transcription by RNA polymerase I. Bases 1 to 1716 code for a protein of 571 amino acids. Gene Ontology annotation, molecular function: RNA polymerase I general transcription initiation factor activity; rDNA binding.
AUGUCUUCACCAUUGAAAAAACUGAGCCACGCAGUAUCGCAUCGUCGUGAUUCUAGAAAAACUCGCGGGCGAGAUAGAGGCAGGUCCCUUUACGUGAAACAAUAUGAGCGGUACCUGGACGUUUUACAAAAAUAUUUCAAUGAAGUAAAUAAAAAAGACGUAACAAAUUCGGAGGAAGCCGAAUGGGGGAAUUUAGAAGGAUCUUUUGUAGGUAAUACUUUUUGGACUUCGGAUGAAAAACAGGGUUUUUUUCAUGGACUUGCGAGAUGUGGAAAGAAAAAUAUAGAUAGAGUAUCUUCGAUGAUUGGUAGCAAAAGCCCUUCGCAUGUUCAGCAUUACAUUGACGCGUUGGACACCGAAUUACGCUGGCUGAGAAACCAUGUUGAUUCUUCUGUUCGGAGUCAAUGUUUGAUCAAGUACGAGGACAUUCCUGCUGCUUGGGAAAUGAGUUUUGAAUGGAUUGACUGGGAGGAAGCUUGCUCUCAACGACUUAUCGACGCUUCGAAUAAAAUAGCCUCUGAGGACGGGGAAAAGGAAUCCUCUGUGAAUGUGGAAGCAAGUGGUGAAAACUCUGAUAAUGAGCCGCUGAAGCCACAAGACUUGUUUAACGUUCCUUUGAUGGAAAAACUAUGCUCUCAAUUGUACUAUAAUGAAACGUCUGGGCUGGACAAUGAAGAGAAAACAGAAAGUUUCUUAACUUCCUCGCUUUUAGAUGAUCUUUUAAAAAUAGUGAAGCAAAAGACAAAAGAAUUGGUUUUAAAUUCAGCUUUUCUGGCUGAGCUGCGAUUCGGAAAACUGGAGUCAAGCGCUGUGUUUCACCGACAGGCAUCUAUACGUUACCGAGAUGUAGAGCUGUCAACAAGAUUAUCUCGUUUUGAUCGUUUCAACAUUCCUGGAUUUUGGAAGUAUCUUCCUUUUCGUCAAAAGCUGAGGGUUUUAAAACAGAACAAAAGGCUGAAGCCACAAACAUUCAUUGAAAUUCUGAGCAAAGAUGAAGACUUCCUUCGCCAUCGACAAGGAAGAGCACGGUUAAGGAAAAAAAAUGACAUAGAUUCGGAAGAAGUGUUGUCUUCCAAUAGCAAAGACUCUCCCUUGCUUGACUUGGAGUCAGUGGUGCCUCCCACUCCUCCUGAAGCAAGUUCUGACUCUGUGGAUGAUACCUCUGUAAAUGUGGAGAGCCACACAACUAUGCCUGAGAGCGAUGACAGUCCAGUUGAGGAAGACGAAGAAGAAGACGAUAUCAAUUCGUAUGAUAUGGUGCAGUCAAGGGCAUACGAAAAGUUAUUGAUUGACCGUGUGGUGUGUAAAGAAACCGAAUCAUUAAGUGAAGAAUGUGAACAGGUCGCUUUGCUUGAAUUAGUUGCUCAAAAAGAACUUGUGAGCAAGUUGAGUUUAAGCGAUUAUACCCAUCAUGAUACAUCGGUUGACUAUCCGCGCAGCUCACAUACUGUAGAUGAGGAAUCUGGUUCUGACGAUGAUAUUCAGCCAAUUUGCUACUACUAUAAAGAUCCUAUGCUGAUCGACUCCAACCCUGAGGAUCAUCCUUCUGAACGUUUGCAAAAGCAGUAUGUUGGUUUAAUAUCUUAUGACUUGGAUGCCCUUCAGGAACGGAUGGAUCCUCACGAAUUGUUAGCUCAGCCGGUGUCUUCUUGGGAAUAUUCUUUCCCCAAUUCAAUUGAGUCUGAUGAAGCUAACGAAGAGGGGCCUGAGUUAUAA